This is a messenger RNA of Brassica napus (rape), 852 nucleotides long. RefSeq lists its product as uncharacterized. The record is from RefSeq and is a predicted model, not a curated record. Lineage: Eukaryota; Viridiplantae; Streptophyta; Magnoliopsida; Brassicales; Brassicaceae. The transcript has a single exon. The coding region runs from base 1 to 852 and encodes 283 amino acids.
AUGGAGUUACUCAAGGAGGUGGGAAUCAUAGGAGCCUCCCAUGGCUGGGUUGCAACUUUGAAAAAUGGAAUUGUGUGUCAAGAUGACCUAGAUCUCCAUGCACCGGAUAAUAACCCAAAACGCAUUCCUCUACCUCCUCUUGAAACUCUGCCUCAUAACCAAACCCAAAUAGUAACCAACAUAGCCAUGUCCUCUUCGUCUCCAGAGGAUGAAGACUGCAUCGUGGCUGUCAAGUUCUUGGGACCUCAGCUAAGCUUGUGUAGGCCAGCUCAGAGAGAUUGCACGUGGAGCAACAUCAGGAUCUCAGACCCCAGCUUCUUCUCCUCCCAUGUAAUGUACUCCAAGAGAGAUGAGAUGUUCUCCAUGCCCUCUUCUAGAGGCCACUACACUAGAUCAUGGGAUCUUGUGAGACACAUGAAGGAACCAAAGCUGCAGAUGCUGAUGCAGCCUCCUGAAGAUCAAAUUCCGAGAAUGACAAAGAGGGCGUGGCAGCGAUUGGAGUCGUGUUGUACGAAGCAACACUACUUAGUGGAGUCGUCACACACCGAUGAGACUUUUAUGUUGAAGUGGUACACACAAAGCAGACCCACUUUGAAUGUAUGGGACCAUUUCCUUUUGUUGAAGAUAGACAAGGAAGGGAAUGCUCUUUACACGAAAGACAUUGGAGAUCUCUGCAUUUUACUUUCUAGGUCCGAACCCAUAUGUAUCCCGGCUAAAUUGAACCGAAGAGCCAAAAACUGCAUCUAUAUGUUGACCGAGCACGAGUUUGCCAUUGUCGGUAUCGGCAGUAACCAGAAGUUUUGUAGAACACCUUUCACUUGCUCCUUACCUUGCUAUAUUUCAAAAAACUAA